AUGAAGGUUAAACACCAAGGGAAUGCUAGGGUGAAGCGAGCUCAACUACAGAGGCUGAGGAAAAGUUUUAAGACACUGGAGAUGAAAAUUGGUGAGAAGGUAUCUGAUUACUUUGCCAGAGUCAUGGAGGUAACCAAUGACAUGAGAAACUGUGGAGAAAUCUUGGAAGAUGUCAAGAUUGUUGAGAAGAUACUCCGGAGCCUUACUGAAAACUUCAACUUUGUGAUUCAUGAGAGCAAAGUGACUGAGCAGUUCUUCAAGUGGAAAAUGAGCCAAGGAAUGCUAGAGGAAGAGGAAGAGGGGAUCCUCAGAGAAGAGGAAGCAGUUAUCGUGGACGAGGAAGGGGCAAAUCAUUUGUGA
Molecule: messenger RNA, 360 nt
Organism: Brassica oleracea var. oleracea
Lineage: Eukaryota; Viridiplantae; Streptophyta; Magnoliopsida; Brassicales; Brassicaceae
Exons: 2
Coding region: 1-360 (119 amino acids)
Source: RefSeq, a predicted model, not a curated record